This is a messenger RNA of Hydra vulgaris (swiftwater hydra), 1953 nucleotides long. Lineage: Eukaryota; Metazoa; Cnidaria; Hydrozoa; Anthoathecata; Hydridae. The record is from RefSeq and is a predicted model, not a curated record.
AUGAGCGGUUCUGAAUCUGACCAAAGCUCUCAGUUCAGUAUGAUGGAAGAACUUGUAACAGAUUUGGCAUCAUGGGAGCCGUUUACAGUUGCAUUAUACUGUGGAAACACCAAGCCGACUGAUGUUAAUGCAUUUUUGAAAGACUUUGUUGAGGAAAUAAAAGACCUUCAGGAAACAGGAAUCAUAUUUAACAAUGUGUGUUAUGAAAUAAAAAUUUCUGCUCUGGUUUGUGACACCACAGCGCGAGCUUUUAUUAAACGUAUUAAGGGUCACAGUGCAUAUCAUGGAUGUGAUAAAUGUGUACAACAUGGUUUUUAUGCCGGGCGUACAACUUUUACGGAAACAGCAGCAGCUCUUGGAACAGACUCAUCAUUUAUAGAAAUGAAAGAUCAGAAACAUCAUUAUGGAAAAAGCCCACUUGUUGCUAUUCUAUCAUUAGGAUUGAUAUUGAAGGUACCUGCAGACUACAUGCAUUUAGUUUGUCUUGGCGUAAUAAAGAAAAUGGUUUUUAUGUGGCUCAAGGGACCUUUAGCCACCAGACUUGGCCCACGUGUGGUCAAAGAUCUAUCAGAAAAAUUGGUUGACAUGAGACCUUUUAUUCCAUCAGAAUUUGCGCGCAACCAUUGCUUUAUAAAAAAUAAAGCGGCAAUAAAUUGUGAAAUACCAUCUGAAAAAUGGUCUAAACAUUCUUGUCGAAUUUUAGGGACCAAAGAUUCGUAUGCAAAGGCCAGAUCUGAACUUGGUAAAGCUGAGAUAACAUCAGAUUUACAGAGUGAUGUAGAUGUUUCAAGACUACGUACAAAACGUAUUCAGAAAUAUCUUAAAGAUGACAACGAUAAUAGUGAUGAGUAUUCUGACAAGGAUUCUCAGCAAAUAAAUAAACAACCCCUUUGCCAAGUUUCUAAGAAAAGGGAAGGUUCUGCAGAAGGAAGCAACAGACGAUCGAAAACUAAAUCUCACAAACCAGCCCCUAAAGCACCUCCGUUUCCUGUGUCUUGUCCUUGCUCUUUAACACCUUCAUCUCCUGUAAUCAGUGAACGAGCCAUACCAGAAUCAAUUUCACAGCCAUUUACUAGAGCUAUUGAACGAGGCUCUGAGUUAUCUACAUCACAUGUAGCUAGUCAACAAUCUGUAACACCUGCAACCACAAGUAGUUGGCAAUCUGCAACAUCUACAUCUGCUGCUUGUUACCGAAUUUCAACACAUGCAGCAUCAGAAUUGCAUACAAUCAGUCGGCAUAAUUUAGAAGAUAUAUCAUUUGUUUCAGCAGGCGCCUUUAUAGAAGGAGAGUUAGAACAAGUGAAAGCCAACCUUGUUCCUAAUAUUCCGACUAGCUUGUCAAUUUCAGCUACUAGUUUGAAUGCCACAGAAUUGUCUACAGCAGCUAGUCAUACAUCUGCACAAACAUCAAACAGUGUUUUAAAUAAAAUAUUUACUCUUUUAGUUGAGUUGAAAAGCGAAGUAGCUAAUCUUCAGAAGCAGACUACUUACAACACUACUAUGUUGCAGACUUUGUCACAAGGUGGGAUACAAGACGAUGGAAACAUUUUUGAAACUCUUGAUCUUCCUGUAUGUGACCGAAAACAGCUGCAGCAUCUUGAAGAUAUAAUUACUAAAGACAAUCUUUUAUUUAAUAAACUUGUGCAUGGUGUUGCUUCGAAGGGCGGUCAGGACCUGAAGGAAGCCGUUGGAAGGAUGGUUUCCUCUCUUAUGGAAAACGACGUAGUAAAACAAAUGAAUUGGUCAGGACUUGGUGAAAAUCUAAAAAAACCCUUUCGUGAUUUGAAAUGGCGACAAGUUCUGGAAAAUAACUCAGAGCCUCGUUCAAUAGCUCUAGUAAAUGGCUGUGAAAUUGAUUCUGGUAUGGCUCGUUCACUGAUUACAGGAGAUGAAGGUGUUAAAGAGCAAGGACAAGACACAGGAAACGGAGGUGCUUUAGGGGCUGGUUUGUGA